Molecule: messenger RNA, 1011 nt
Organism: Penicillium riverlandense
Lineage: Eukaryota; Fungi; Ascomycota; Eurotiomycetes; Eurotiales; Aspergillaceae
Exons: 3
Coding region: 1-1011 (336 amino acids)
Molecular function (GO): oxidoreductase activity, acting on the CH-OH group of donors, NAD or NADP as acceptor
Source: RefSeq, a predicted model, not a curated record
AUGUCUCAACCUCCAAAAUAUGUCCUCGUAACUGGAGCCACCGGAUUCAUCGGUGCUCAUGUGGUCGAUCAGCUCCUUAGCCGGGGCAUCAAAGUCCGCGGCGCCACUCGGUCACUUGCGAAAGGCGAUGCUAUGAUUCAAUCCCGGUCACAGUUUGCAUCCUUGCUUGAUUUUGUCGAAAUCGAUGGCUUCGAGAAUCCUGGCCGUCUAGACGAGGCUGUCAAGGAUAUUGAUGCCGUGAUCCAUGUUGCUAGUCCGUUGACAUAUGAUACUAAAAACAACGAAAAAGAGCUAGUCAUCCCCGCUAUCAAUGGCGUGAAGGUCGUUCUGGAGGCGUCAGCUAAAAGCAAUGUCCGACGAGUCGUGCUAACUUCAUCGUUCGCGUCUGUCAUGGACGUCAACCGGAAAGCGCCACCAUACUUCACAUUCACGGGCGAGGAUUGGAACCCUCUGACAUACGAGGAGGCUGUGGCUCCAACGACACCGGCUCAUAUCGCCUAUCGUGGGGCCAAGAAAUUCGCCGAGAAAGCAGCAUGGGAUUUCCAGCGCGACCACAAGCCCGCGUUCGAUAUUGUAGCGCUGUGUCCAUCCAUGACAUUUGGACCCGUGGUACAUCCUGUCGCCAGCGCGGACAAGCUCAAUGAGACGAAUGCGAUGUUGUGGAAGGUAGCCCAAGGACAGCCACUGGCGACAGCACGCGUGCCAUUCUGGAUCGACGUUCGAGAUUUGGCAAUGGCGCAUGUGGAAGCGUUGGUGCGGCCAAAUGCCGGAGGCAAGCGCUUUAUCCCGGGGUCCCCGGAGAGAUUCUCGUACGACCUUGCCGCUAAAGUCAUUGAAGAGGAGUUUGAUUGGGCUAAGGGUAAAGUCAGGCGCGAGGAUCAGGCCAUCGAUGAAUCUCAUGGAAUAGAUAGUGAGAUCACGGCUCGUGAACUUGGGCUCAAGUACACAAGCUUUAGAGAUGCCGUCGUGGACCUGAUAUCACAGGUAUCCAAAAUGCCGACAACCUCAUAG